AUGCCUAUCAUCAGCAACGCACACCACGACUUCAGCAACCUGUCUGUCAGUGACGACAGCAGCCUGGACCGCAUUUUCACCGAGAUCCCCGAGACCGAGACCAUCAAGGGUGCUUACUACAAGAGGGCUCAGUUCAUCCGCCGGCCAGAGGACCUGCUGUCCGUCGACCAUGCCCUGCUGGCCGUGAUCAACGUCGGGGGGAACCGCUACACCUUCCCCUGGAGCACGCUGGAGCAGUUCCCGCUCACCCGGCUGGGCCGCCUCCGCGGCUGCCGCUCCCUGGAGGAGAUCGCCGGCGUGUGCGACGACUACGACGAGGCCCGCAAGGAGUUCUUCUUCGACCGCUCGCCGUCCGCCUUCAGGGUCAUCCUCAACUUCCUGGCGGCGGGGAAGCUGCGGCUGCUGCGCGAGAUGUGCAUCCUCUCCCUGCACGACGAGCUCAACUACUGGGGCGUGGAGAUGGCCUACAUGGAGCGCUGCUGCAAGCGGAGGAUGUACACGCGCAUAGAGGAGGUCAACGAGAAAGAGCGGCGCGAGGAGGAGAGCCGGCAGAGGAACGCCAUGCAGCGGGCGCCGGUGGAAGAGACCAAGUACAGGAAAGUGAUGAACUGGCUGAGAGACAUGGUGGAGAAUCCGCAGUCCGGCUUACCAGGGAAGAUCUUCGCCUUCUUUUCAGUAAUCAUGGUGGCCGUUACCGUGGUAAGCCUGUGCAUCAGCACCAUGCCAGACCUCAGAGAGGAGGAGGACAGGGUGAGUAGACCACAGGGUCCAGGCUUCUUCAGAGUAAUUAAGAACCAAAAAUGA
Molecule: messenger RNA, 804 nt
Organism: Menidia menidia (Atlantic silverside)
Lineage: Eukaryota; Metazoa; Chordata; Actinopteri; Atheriniformes; Atherinopsidae
Source: the annotation of a GenBank genome assembly